This is a messenger RNA of Mustela lutreola (European mink), 4145 nucleotides long. RefSeq names its product zinc finger protein 114 (gene ZNF114). The transcript has 5 exons. The coding region runs from base 1072 to 2202 and encodes 376 amino acids. The record is from RefSeq and is a predicted model, not a curated record. NCBI's taxonomy places the organism in Eukaryota, Metazoa, Chordata, Mammalia, Carnivora, Mustelidae. Gene Ontology annotation, biological process: negative regulation of transcription by RNA polymerase II. Gene Ontology annotation, molecular function: DNA-binding transcription repressor activity, RNA polymerase II-specific.
UCCUGCAGUGCUUACCAGCUAAACCUCAGUCUCCCCAGGGUGCAGAAUGGAGAAGGCAGGUCUGUUGGCUCCGACAUCCCUAGGCUGCUCUAAAUUCUAUUACUUUGGAGAAGGAGGACCCCAAAGGGAAGGGACGGAGGCUGAAUCAGAAGGAGGAGAAGAAGGAGAACAAGAAGAAUAAGAAUGUUGUCCUCUGAUUCCAGGCAAGGGCCAUAAUCUGAACCCUGAAGAUGAUGAACAUUUCAAAGCAAGGAUGAAGGAAACGCCUGUUUCACUCAAAAAUAUCAUUAGAAUCAGUGAGACAGGGUUUCGCAGGGCGCCUGAAGAUCACGUGACUCCGGAUCCAGGCGCUUUGACAGCAGCGAGGGGAGCUGGGUCGGGACACUCGCCGGCUGAAUUUUAGGCAGCUGUUUUCUUUCGCUGGAAUUUGGGAUCGUCGGUCGCUCCUGCUCCUCGCCGGAGGGUCGCUGGUUCAAUCCCAGUAACGGUCAGAAUAGUAUUUUCGGAGGACUGUUCGCGCAAACCUUGCAGUUAUCCGUCAGCCCGCGCUCGCCGCGUGGGGAAGGUUGCAAAAGGAAAAGAGGGAGGGGGGCCCAAGAGGGAAACCAGGGACCCUUCCACCACACUGUCCUUUUCCAGCUCUGAGAAGUCCUCUUUUCCCUGGGAAGUGGUUCUUAUUUCCGGGCGCCCCCAAGGACCAGAAGUGGCUGGGGAGAAAGUUCUGCGGGACCCGGGGGUGGGGAGGGGGAGUCCCAGAGCCCGGCAGGGGUGCAGGUCCCAGGAUCCCCUUCCUGUGGCUCCUCCUCCCUCCGCCCCUACCCAAUCCCUCAAACCAUCCAUUUUGAGGAGGGGGUCCGGAAGCAGGUACAAAGGGCCUGGGCAGGACGAGUCUCUGUCAUCGAUCCUUCCUGGGGGGGGGGGGGGGGGCGUCGUUUUGUUUUAUUUGUUUCUUUAGUUAUUUUUACAGUCCCACUCCUCCGGUCCUCAGCCCUGCAACCCUCUGCCUCGCACAGGGAACGAGCCCUUAGGCUGCGCUGCCCGCAGGCUGGUCCCGAAGCCGGUGUUGUUGAGAUGGACCCUGUGACCUUCACAGACGUGGCCGUGAACUUCACCAGGGAGGAGUGGGCCCUCCUGGACUCCAGGCAGAGAAUUCUCUAUAGAGACGUGAUGUUGGAAAACUGCAGGAACCUGGCCUCUCUGGAUUUGCUAAAGCAACAUCAGACAAAAAACUCAACCCCUCAGCCAGACAUUCUUGCUAAAAAGACACCUGUUGAAGCAAAGAGAGUAUGCACCGUGAGCCAUGCUUCCCGGCAGUCCCUAUUGGGAGAAGACCGGAAAUGCCACAAAACAGACAAACCACUCACACAAAGGGAGCAAAAGUUGAAGCGAGUUGCCACUGUACACGAAAAAGAUGAGUCUCCGGUUAGAAUCCAUGACUCUCAUGAUAUGAGGGACGACUCUCUGCCUCGCUCAUGGAGAGAUUCUACAGGAAACCGUAUCCAGAAACAUGGCUCAAACAUUCUGAAACAAAAUCCUGCCCUAACCAGUCAUCAAAAGAUCUACAGAAACAACAAAAAUGAUACAAUCUUGCAGCAUGUUGAGACGACCCCAUCUGUAGGACAUCAGAUGGAGCCAGAGUCCAAAAUAUGGACUGACCGUCAGAACAAUGUGCUUCAGACCCAUAAUAAUAUCUGCAGGGGGGUGGACUUCCAUGAAUGGGAUCCAUUUGGAAAAACCUUUGAGGAAGACAUUUCCCUUAGGUUAUGCAAGACUCCCAUGAAAGAGAAGACUUAUGAGUCUAAUCCAUGUGAAAUCACCUUCCAAAAUAGCUCGACCCAUGAUGUGCAGAGGCAACCCGAUAUGGCAGAGGCAAAUCACGAGAAGAAUCAAGGUGCGAAAACCUCUGUCCACAUUGCAAAUUCUGACUCACACAGGAAGACUAAGACCAGAGAGGGGAGAUAUAUAUGUCAAGAUUGUAGGAAAAGUUACGUGUAUCUGUCAUUCCUUAGGAAACACAUGGAAAUUCACACCGGAGAGAAACCUUAUGAAUGCAAGACCUGUGGGAAAGCCUUUAGAUAUACCUUACACCUUGACAAACACUUAGCAAAGCACAUUAGGAAGAAGCCCUAUAAAUGUGAGGAAUGUGGGAAAGACUUCACCAAUUCUCACAGAUUUAAAAGCCAUCUGAAAACUCACCGUUGAGGGAUGCCUGGUCAGCUCAAUGGGGAGAGCUUGCAACUCUUGCUCUCGGGGUUGUGAGUCUGAGCCCCACGUCGGGCGUAGAGAUUGUUUAAAUAAAUAGAUGAGCUUUAAAAAUAAAUAGAUAAAAAUAAGAAUUCACAGUUGAGGGGUCCUGUGAAUGAAAGGAAUGUGAGAAAAGCUUCAUUAAUUUUCUCAAAAGACCAAGCACAUAAGGACAUGUUAAGGGAACUCAAGUCUUCCCUGAAGGAUGAAAAUGUGAGAAUUCACACAUUUACAUAUUCACAUCUUGUGAAGGUAAGGUCUAGAAAGAUUUUAUGCCUUCCUGCUUUAUGACUUCUUCAUUUUUUAUUAACUAGUAAUAUUUUUUAAGUAGACUCCAUGCCCAGCAUGGAGCCCAACAUGGGGCUUGAACUCCCGAUCCUGAGAUCAAGACCUGAGCUGAGAUCUAGAGUCCUCUGCUUAAUAGACUGAGCCACCCAGGCACCCCCUUCUUUCAUCUUCAGUAGACAUUUGUUCUCACAUUGGAGAGAAAUGCCAUGAAUCUAAGGAAUGUGGAAAAGCCUUCAACAUUGUCUCAACAUAAUCCCAACGUAAUCCCUGUAAGAACUCACACUGCAGAGUAAGGAAUGUGGGAAAGACCCCUUUGAAACUUACUCCUUAAGUUACAGCCAGAGAGGUACUGCGAUUGUAAUAGAUAGAAGAAAGCCUUCCGUAAGAUGAGUACAUAGUUGGAGAGAAACACAGUAAAUGUUAAGAUUGCUGCUAUUAUAUCAUCUCAUCCUUCAACUGGGACCAAAAUUUGUGAUUCUCCAGUUUUUCUUCUCUAAUAAAAUCCUAGAAGAUGAUGAAAAUCCCCCUAUGCGCCCUUGCAACUCUGCCAUGUGAAUUUCAGUAUGUAGCAGAUUUGUUAGAAUUUAUAUCCAGAUGGUCUCUCCAACAUGAACAUCUGUUUAAACCUCAUUUAAUUCCAAUUGUGGUGUAGUGUGCUCCAGGAUAAGGCUUUUUUUUUUUUUUUUUUGGUCAGUUGGAUUUUACUGGUCAUGAUUUGAUGGCUUUAUGGUCAGAGGAUGCGGUCUUUAUGAUGUUGAUGAUGUGAGACAAGUGUUCUGAUGAUCGUUUCAAUCUCUUGGAGCUAAUUCUGUCAAUUACCUGACCAUAUUAUUUUUGUCUCAUCCUCUUUACUAAGGGUGCAUAGACUUGUUUUUCCAGAGUUAGCACUGUUGAAGGUUUUUUUUUAUUAUUUUUAUUUUUGAGAUUUUAUUUAUUUAUUUAUCUGAAAGAGAUCACAAGUAGGCAGAGAGGCAGGCAGAGAGAGAAGGAAGCAGGCUCCCCGCUGAGCAGAGAGCCUGAUGGGGGCUUGAUCCCAGGACCCUGGGAUCAUGACCUGAGCCGAAGGCAGAGGCUUUAACCCACUGAGCCACCAGGUGCCCCUGUUGAGGGUUUUUAAAUGCAUUUUCUACUUUUUCUCCUAACUGAUGGUAGGUAGAGCUUACAUCUUUGACAGAAUUCAUUAGUUUGGAUGCCUAGAAAGCUGUUGGAAAGAGGAGAGUGUUUGUCAUUCUUUUUCUCUUAACUAAGUUCCCUUUGCUCUCUUUCCCAGUUACUCUCUGGAAGUUGGAUGAAGUUCACUGAAUUAGCACAAGCAACUUUAGGAUCAUAGGGAUGAAGGUUAUAGCCUCAAUAACACAACACACAAAACACAAGAACCCCCACUCCCCUGUAGCAUGUUUUUGGGUGUCUGUGGCUGCAACAGGCUUCAUUUCUAAACUUAUUAUGUGAGGUGAUCCCCUAGUUAGAGUAAGAAGCAUUUUAUAACUCCAGAGUUAAAUGAUAAAACUAGUGUAGGGCCAGUGUUUUUAAAACUGCUUCUUGUGUGUUUCAAAACACUGAUUUUCACUCCUUGAGUGUUUUACAUUCUCUCACAAAUAAAAUUUUUGACUCUU